This is a messenger RNA of Daphnia magna, 1891 nucleotides long. Its product is annotated as chitinase-3-like protein 1. Gene Ontology annotation, biological process: chitin catabolic process; carbohydrate metabolic process. Gene Ontology annotation, cellular component: extracellular region. Lineage: Eukaryota; Metazoa; Arthropoda; Branchiopoda; Diplostraca; Daphniidae. Bases 159 to 1799 code for a protein of 546 amino acids. The record is from RefSeq and is a predicted model, not a curated record. Gene Ontology annotation, molecular function: chitinase activity; chitin binding. The transcript has 13 exons.
UUUACUAUUCCAUUCUCAGGUGCAUAUAUAAAGAAGGGACACAUGGGGCAUCUCAUCAGUCUUACAGUGAAUCAAACAACAGAAAGUCUUGCACGCAUUUUGAGUCAAAGUGAUUAUUAUCCUUCCUGCAUACACAUAAGUGUUUAAGCGUACAACAGAUGAAGCAGCUAUGGAAAGCCGUGUUUUUGAUGGCUAUAGCCCAUCAAGUCAUGUCACUUGCCUUAACGAAAGCCACUGAAAAAAAGAAAAUGGUGUGUUACUAUGGUAGCUGGGCCGUAUAUCGACCAGGAAAUGGCAAGUUCGACGUUGAGAACAUCGAUCCAUUUCUCUGUACCCACAUAGUCUACGGCUUUGCUGGUUUGGCAUUAGACAAUACCAUCAAUGUUCUUGAUCCGUACAACGACCUUAAAGAAAACUGGGGCAAAGGGGCAUAUCUUCGCUUUACCGGGUUGAAGAAGCAAAAUCCUGAUCUCAAGGCUCUUAUUGCAGUCGGCGGAUGGAAUGAAGGGUCUGAAAGAUAUUCGCAGAUGGCAGCCGAUCCGGCCAAAAGAACAACUUUUGUGAAUUCGGUUGUCAAUUUCCUUAUAACUUAUGGUUUUGAUGGUCUCGAUUUCGAUUGGGAAUACCCAUCAAACAGAGGCGGCAGCAUAACGGACAAGAUCAACUUUGUCCAUAUUCUUCGAGAACUGAAGGCGGCGUUCGUUCCUUACGGUUUUCUUCUUACCGCAGCUGUGUCCUCGGGCAAAUCAACAAUUGAUUCGGCAUAUGACAUUCCCGCUGUUGCAAGCGCUUUGGACCAAAUUCACGUGAUGGCUUAUGAUUUUCACGGUGCCUGGGAAACUUUUACUGGGCUCAAUGCGCCACUUUAUGCUAACCCGACAAUCGAAUCCGGAAGCAAUUUACUCUUGAACGUGAACUGGACCGUCAACUAUUGGAUCUCCAAUGGUGCUCCGCCUUCCAAAAUUAUUUUGGGUAUGGGCCUUUAUGGCCGUGGAUUUACGUUGGCCUCAUCCACCCAAAACGGCUUCUACGCUUACGCUCCCCAGCCUAUUCAAGCUGGACCGUACACCCGAGAAAGUGGAACAUGGGGUUACAACGAGAUUUGCGAGAAGUUUAAGGCUGAUCCAUCUUGGACCGUCGUCCGGGAUCCUUAUUACAAAGCACCAUACGCUUACAAAUCGAACCAAUGGAUUGGUUAUGACGAUCAACAAUCGCUUAGACUUAAAGCAGAGUACGCCAUGUCGAUGAAUCUGGGCGGAUCUAUGGUGUGGUCAAUUGAAACGGACGAUUUCAGGGGUCUUUGUCACAACGUGCCUUUUAUACUGAUUAAAACAAUCACCGAAUCUAUGAAUGGGCCCAUCGUUAUCCAGUCAACGACGAGUAGUACUUCUGCUCCAGUAACAACAAAAGCUACUACAACUGUCUCACCGGUUACGACAAAAGCCACCACUACUGCAGCUCCGGUCACAAACCCCCCGACUGCGUCCCCUACUGUUGCCCCUGCUGCAACUACCACUCUUUGCGGACCCCAAAAUCCUACCACGACUGCAUCCGCGUAUACCACUACACCACCGAUAAAGACGACAGCUGGAACACCUCCCCCGAAUACGCUUUGCAAAUCAGAAGGUCUUAAUCCCGAUCCUUAUGACUGUGGAAUCUUCUAUACCUGCCUAGACAAUGGCUUGGGUGGCUGGACGGUUUACAUGCAAAGAUGUGCAACUGGAACGGCGUUCAGUGACGAGCUUAACACGUGUACCUUUCCAAAUCAGGUGCCUGGCUGCGAAACAUACAGCGGUUAGGUGAAAUCUAUCCUGCUAUGUUUGCUAUUUUUGAUCGAAUGGAAAUAUUUUUAAAUAAUGAAAUACAGUAAUAAAAGUUCCGGUAAUCUAAA